Messenger RNA from Cricetulus griseus (Chinese hamster), 7176 nucleotides. Lineage: Eukaryota; Metazoa; Chordata; Mammalia; Rodentia; Cricetidae. The record is from RefSeq and is a predicted model, not a curated record.
UUUUGAGUAAGAAAGUCUCACUCCUAGAACAGACGGCUGGGUGUACUUGGACUUAAGGGUGGACUUAACUUACAGCUUACUCUCUUGAGUCAGUGCCCGCUCGGAAGGUGUCUGGUCGUGCCCAUUUCCCUAAGGCAGUGUCCCCAUGUAGAGGCUUUGAUUGUAAAUUGCUCUGGGGACCGUAAGGUGAAGCUGGGUGGGCGCCUUGGGUUAACCCCAGCCUGUUGUUUUUUUUUUUUUUCCCCUUUGGAAACAAGUUUUUCAGAAAUACCACAGAUUAGUUGCAGGGCUUUCAUUUACACUGUGUUAUUUUAAACACAAACUGACCAUUUAAAAUGUAUUUAAUAUUUCAUAAAAUUACUUAAUAAAUUUCAACAAGUGUUCUUAAUUUAGAAAUAGAAUUUUGGAGGAAUUAAAAAAUAUUUUAAUGACUUUAAUUGUGAAUCUUUACAAGUAGACCUAGAAGUGAUCCCAUUAAAGUAAGGAAUAGGGCAAAGGAUACAUUGUCUAAUUCUAGCUAAUGAAAUAAGACAGCUAUCUAAUUCAAGCUAAUGAAAUAAGGUAGGAAGCAAAAAUAAAUGUGAAAGGAAAAUUGUCAUUUUUGCAGAUAAUAAAACUGCAUUUUGCAACAAAAAAGAAAAGCCAUUAAAUAAGGAAAAAUUAGUGAUAAAAUUAGCAUACACGUUUCUCUGUUUCAUCAGUAGUCUGUUCAAAAAGUAAAAUGGUUAAGAAUGUGUGAGAACAAAAACAAACAGUCCCUGGGAAUACCUGGAGCUACAGAGGAAUCCAGUGGGUUUUGCAUAAUCUUUUUCCCUCCUGGUUUUUCAAGGCAGGGCUUCUCUGUAGUCCUGGCUGUUCUGGAAACUCACUCUGUACACCAGACUGGCCUCAAACUCAAAAAGAUCUGCCUGCUUCUACUGGGAUUAAAGGCAUGAACCACCACCUCUCUAGCCACAAUCCUUUUUAAAAAGAAUUUUCCUCCCCCUUUGUGGCAUUCUAAUGCUUAACUCAUUCGGAAUAUUUAAAACCUAAUCUCACAGCCAGGGCUAUAUGGAGAGACCCUGUCUCAAAAAAACAAAGGAACAAACCCUAAUCUCUAGGUUUGUGUUUGUUUUUUUCCCCCCCCUUUUUGUCAUUUUAUUUGGAGAUAGUUUCAUGUAAUCCAAGCUGGCCUUCAACUCCUUAUGUAGCCAAGAGUAAUUUUAAACUUCUGAUCCUCCUGCCUCUGCCUCCACAAUACUGAGUUUACAGGUGUAUAUUACUAUUCCCAGGUUAACACUGGCAAUUGAACCCAGGGCCUCCAGAGUACUAGGAAAGUACUCUACUGUGCUACAUCUCCAGCCCAUUCUUAGUUAUUUUUAAGACUUGUGAAAUUUCAUUAAUGUUUUGUUUACAAAUUUAAGAAUUUAUAUGUCAAAAAAUUACUUGAGGGUCUGCAAGAUGGUUCAGCAGAUAAGGGUGCCUGCCUCCAAGCCUGAAGACCUACAUUCAGUCCCUGGAACCCACAUGAUGAAAUGAGAGAACCAACUUCUAAAUCAUGCAGUGACACCUGCUAAGACUUGUUGGUAGCCAUGUCGGAGCCCCACAGGGUCCAGUUCACCUCUCUCCCAGGUUCUUUGAAUCCUGCAUUUUUGAAGAAGUCCAGGAAAGAGGAAGUUGGAGGAACAGAACAGCAUCAAGACUGUGAGCCAGCUGCAGCUGCUGUUCGGAUUACACUCACCCUCUUUGAACCAGAUCAUAAACGCUGCCCAGAGUUCUUCUACCCAGAGUUGGUGAAGAACAUCCGAGGGAAGGUGAAAGGCCUUCAUCCUGGAGACAAGAAAAAAGAUGUCUUGGAUCCUUUCAACGAUGAAGAAAAAGAAAGGCAUAAGGUGGAGGCCCUAGCACGGAAAUUUGAAGAAAAAUAUGGUGGAAAGAAACGUAGGAAAGACCGAAUACAGGAUUUAAUUGAUAUGGGGUAUGGCUAUGAUGAAUCGGAUUCUUUCAUCGAUAACUCUGAGGCGUAUGAUGAACUUGUUCCUGCUUCUUUGACCACAAAGUAUGGAGGAUUUUACAUUAACUCGGGAACCUUACAAUUUAGACAAGCUUCAGAAUCUGAGGAUGACUUCAUUAAGGAAAAGAAGAAAAAAUCUCCGAAGAAGCGGAAGUUGAAAGAAAGUGGUGAAAAGAUAAAGAAGAAGAAAAAAGAUGACACUUAUGACAAGGAGAAGAAAUCGAAAAAGUCCAAGUUUUCCAAAGCCGGCUUCACAGCCCUCAAUGCCAGUAAGGAGAAAAAGAAGAAGAAGUACUCUGGGUCGUUAAGUGUUAGAGAGAUGCUAAAGAAAUUUCAGAAGGAGAAAGAGGCUCAGAAAAAGAGGGAGGAGGAGCAUAAGCCUGUAGCCGUGUCGUCAACAGAAGCUCAAGGCCUGAGGGAAUUGGAGGGCACUUCUGACCCCUUGCUCUCACUCUUUGGCUCCACUUCUGACAAUGACUUGCUCCAAGCUGCCACUGCCAUGGACUCCCUUACAGAUUUGGACUUGGAGCAGCUGCUCAGUGAGUCUCCAGAAGGAAGCCCUUUCCAAGAUAUGGAUGAUGAAAGUGAUUCCCUUGGAGUAGGAUUGGAUCAGGAAUUCAGGCAGCCGUCUUCCUUUCCCGAAGGCCUGCCAACACCCCUGGAGAAGCGUGUUAAGGAGCUGGCUCAGGCUGCCAGAGCUGCUGAGGGAGAGAGCAAACAGAAGUUCUUCACUCAAGAUAUUAAUGGCAUCCUACUAGACAUAGAGGUGCAAACCCGGGAGCUGACUAGCCAAAUCCGUUCUGGGGUGUUUGCUUAUUUGGCUUCAUUCCUGCCCUGCAGCAAGGAUGCUCUAGUCAAGCGUGCUCGGAAACUUCACCUCUAUGAACAGGGUGGGCGCCUAAAGGAACCACUCCAGAAGCUCAAGGAUGCCAUUGGUCGGGCCAUGCCUGAGCAAGUGGCCAAGUACCAGGAUGAAUGCCAAGCACAUACACAAGCAAAGGUUGCUAAGAUGCUGGAAGAAGAGAAGGACAAGGAGCAGAGAGAACGGAUUUGUUCUGAUGAGGAAGAAGAUGAAGAAAAGGGGGGCCGGAGGAUAAUGGGACCCCGGAAGAAAUUCCAGUGGAAUGAUGAAAUCAGGGAGCUUUUGUGCCAGGUGGUGAAGAUCAAACUGGAGAGCCGUGAUCUGGAGAGGAACAGCAAGGCCCAGGCCUGGGAGGACUGUGUGAAAGCUUUUUUGGAUGCUGAGGUCAAGCCUCUUUGGCCCAAAGGCUGGAUGCAGGCCAGGACUCUAUUUAAAGAGAGUCGGCGAGGCCAUGGACAUCUGACAUCACUCCUGGCCAAGAAGAAAGUAAUAGCUCCCUCAAAAAUCAAGGUGAAGGAAUCAUCAGCUAAGCCUGAUAAAAAAGUUUCCAUCUCAUCAGGACAGCUUGGUGGUCCUACUACUUUGCUCUCAGAACAUCAGGGUGGAAGCCUGAAUAUUGGAGCAACCAAUAGGGAGCUUUCAUCCCAGGCAACUUGUGGCCUCAGUGACCCUGUUCCUGUCACCCUGGAGGACUCACUGGAUGAAGACUUGGUCCGGAAUCCAGCCUCUUCUGUGGAAACUGUGUCUAAAGAGCUGGCUGUAUUGAAUAGCAGAGCAGCCAGCAGUUCUGAAUUCACACUGCCUGCACCCUCCAAAGCACCAACAGAAAAAGUUGCUGGUGUUUUGUGUACAGAAGAGAAACGGAACUUUGCAAAGCCCAGCUCUUCUGCACCUCCAUCUACUAAUGCUCUGCAGUCACCUCUUAAUUUUCUGGCUGAACAGGCUCUAGCCCUGGGGCAGUCUUCUCAGGAGAAAAAGCCAGAGAGUUCUGGCUACAAAGAGCUGUCCUGCCAAGCUGCCCUCAGCAAGGGUAUAUCUGAAUUGCACCAGUCCAAAGCAAAGCACCACAGUUUGCCACGGACGUCUCAUGGACCCCAGGCAGCUACCCCCAUGCCUAGCUCCCAAGUCAAAGUCUUUCAUGCAGGCACUCAACAGCAGAAAAGCUUCACACCCCCAACCCCCUUUGUCAACAAGCUGCAAGGCCCUAAGGCUGCCUCUCCACAGUGUCAUCGUUCCCUCCUGCAGUUGGUAAAGACAGCAGCCAAAGGCCAGGCCUUCCAUGCCACUAUGCCAUCCUCCUCUGGAACUUCACCAGCCUCCAGCAGCAGCUCUCAUAAGACUGCAGCCUCAUCCUCCACUCCCCUGAGCCAUCCAGCAAAGCAGCAUCCAGCCAGCUCUGUGGGGCCAUCUUAUAAGAAUAACCCCUUUAGUGGCUCAGUCUCUAAACAUGGGGCUUCUUCUAGCAGUCCAUCACCUGCAGGAGCCCAAGUGCAGAGCUCUGUUUCUGGGACCUUGCUCCCUAGUGUGCAGUCUCCCUCCGCGGGACAGCCUUCAAGCCGAGCUGCCCCAAGUUCUGCUGUGAAAAAAACACCUGUUUCUCAGAAACUGACCCUGGUGGCCCCACCUGGAGGUCCAAAUGGAGAUUCUGGUGGUGGGACACAGGGAGUGGCAAAGUUACUGACCUCCUCCCUGAAGCCUCCUGCAGUUAGCAGUGUGACAUCAUCUACCUCCUUGCCAAAAGGAACCGGAGGGGCAAUGCUGCUGUCCAACACUUCUUCCUUAAGCCUGCUGUCUUCAUCCUACAAGCCCAGCAACCCCAAGCUUCAGGGGGCUAUGAACUCAAACUCACUGGGAAUCAUAACCUCUGUCCCAUUUCCACUUCACGUGCUCUCCUUCAGUUCAGACUCCUCUGCCAAAGCAGGGGUCUCUAAGGAUGCCAUUGUUACAGGCCCAGCCCCUGGGACCUUCCAUCAUGGCCUCAGCCACAGUCUUCUGGCUGGCUUGCACUCCAGCCCACCCCACACAGCGCCUCUCCCACAUACUGCUGUGUCCACCCAUGUCCCACAGAGUCUGCCAGAUACUUCACAGCUUCAUGGGAAAGGGCCUGUUGUACCAAGGAAAUUGUGACCACUUUGGAGGAUGGAAUCAAAUGAAGUAGGUCUGGGAGGAAGUCUACCAUGUAGGUCUCUGAUAACAGACAUUUGCUGUGCUCUUCCUGUCCACUGCUUUUCUUCUGGAGCAGCAAUGAGUUUGAAAUGGAGCACUUCUUAGCACUUCUGAUGGGCCUUCAACCAAGUGGCAGCUUCUGCUGCUUACGAAGCACUUACUGACCUGGUGCUCUGGGCCUUAUGGCUUUGUCGCUGGACGACAUCAAGGGGCAGCUCUGGGCUGGGAAGUGUGCCUAGACUGUGUUGGGAAGCACAGUGUGCAUGAACUCCUGUGGCAGAUCUGUUGCCUACUGGGUUCUAGGUCUGCCCAACUCCUGGCAUUUGGUGUGAGUAUCUCAGAGCUCCCUACUGGUCAGAACUCCUCCUGGCCACAGUAGAGUCCCUGGAUGGUUGUGAUUGCAUCCCAUCCUCAGACUGUGUGCUCAAGAGGACAAGACCCAGGUCAGAGCCACAGGUGGGAGACCUUGAAAAAUACUAAGAACACCUAAUAUGUGCUCUUAUAGGGGCCAGUUUCUCCUCAGAACAUGACAAUGAAGCUCUUAUAGAGAAAAAGAUCUUUAUAGAUUCAUCAAUCGUGGUAGGAUUUUUAAAGACACCUAUCUUGGGCUGUUUUCGUCAUUUCCAUUGAAUGCAUUGGAUAGAAUGGGACUGCUCUUCACACAUCACAUUAUAGGAAGACUUAAUUCCAGUGCCUUUUUGGUGGAGCAGACUUUGACAACUCGAAUCUAUCCAUUCAGCCCCCUGAGUGGAUCUGAGAUGAAGACCUUUUUUUAAAGCUAGUCUGUAUUUAAGACAGUUUUAUUUAAUUGGGUUUUUAUGACUGCACAUCAUAAUCUGUGCCGUCCUGACUUAAAAGUCAUCUGAGCCCCCAAAUCCCAGGUUCCCAUGGAGCUACUUUUUUUUUUUUUUUUUCUUUUUCUUUUUUUUUUUUUUUUUUAGAGUUGAUGCAGGUGGGCUGCAGGGGAGCUCCUCAGUCCUCUGUCUGAGAGUCCAGGAGUUCCAAGCCACAGGUAGACAUUCCACUCUGUCUUAUUAGAAAUCUCUCUGGCAGAGCCAAAAGACAGGCCUCUCUGAAGCAUCUGCUACAGAGAACAGGUCUGGGGUACUGGUGCUGUCUGGACAGCCAGCGUCUGUGUGGACUUAGGGGGAUAUGCAGAGGGUCUGGAGAGUGGACAGAGGACUACAGAGCUUCCAUCACUAGGCUACCACAUUGACCCAGUGGCUAUUUCAUAUGGACUUGAGGGCCCUUGCCUAUCCUGUAAAUCUACCACACAGUGGGUCUGGCUGACUGCCUAGCCAGACAACAUUUGGGAAGAUGAUCAGCCCUCUGAAUGCCCACCCAGGGUAAGUCUGGUGUGCUUUUGGUUCCUGCCUCAAGGGUUGGAACUCAGUAGCUCUCUUCCUGUGGAGGUAGCCACCUUUCCUCCUUACUGGGAGCAAGACUUUUGUCAGUUCUUUGGUCCGGCCUCUGUUCUGAUUCCUUUUGUAUGGAAGAACCAAUUGUUUUCACAUUGGGCCAUGUGGAUUCCUUAUCCUUUUAUUACAUAUAUUUUUUGCAACUUGGAUUUCCAGUUUGUUUACAGAAUAGUCUUAGGUAGUAGCAAAAAGAGCCAAAGAAGAGAUUUGUAUAGCUGAGCUCUAAGCCGAGCUGAGGCCGCCAGCAAAGCUGAGCAGUGGGAACUCUCCAGGCUCCUCUGCCCGUCAAACAACGGGCCCCAGCACCCCACCCCUUUGGUGCUCCCUUCUCCCCAUGUGCCACUGCGUGUGCAGCUAGAACAGGAUGCCCUCAUCUUUAGGAAUCUAGCGAUGCCUCUUGCCUCAGGGAAACGUUUCUUUGAUGGGGAGUUUAUGAGAUUUCUUUUCCUUGUUUAUGCUUUAUUUGUGGUAAUGAAAGAGUGAGUGACUUAAACAGCCAUGGCCAGGGAGAACUGCGGCCCGGCUACAGCAGAAGGUGGGGGUAGAGAGCGCUCAGUGGGAUGCAAGGGUUUCUUUGGUGGGUGUAAGGCUCUGAGCACUUAACCAGGCGUGGCCGUUUCUUAGGUGUGAGAGGGGCUGUGGCUUUUGUGCAGCAACUAUGUUGGUGUUAGGGGGUGGUGUGGAAAUUGUUAAUCUUGUAUAAAGCAACACAAUAAAUUGUUUUGAGGUUUCCAAAA